Molecule: messenger RNA, 1788 nt
Organism: Penicillium cinerascens
Lineage: Eukaryota; Fungi; Ascomycota; Eurotiomycetes; Eurotiales; Aspergillaceae
Product: nitrogen permease regulating protein NPR2
Exons: 4
Coding region: 112-1788 (558 amino acids)
Biological process (GO): positive regulation of autophagy; negative regulation of TORC1 signaling
Cellular component (GO): GATOR1 complex; vacuolar membrane
Molecular function (GO): GTPase activator activity
Source: RefSeq, a predicted model, not a curated record
CACUCGAUAUUGCUGAAAUAUUGAUCGUUAGAGCGUCGCAGACACAUAUCCUCUGACACCUACCCGCAUGCUGCAGACUUCAUCCCUAGCUUCCAUGCGCGCAGCUCCACCAUGAUCAAAGCCAUCUUCUACAGCAAAUUCGACACCCAGGAGGGCCCGAAGGUCGUUCACCAGGUCCCCGAUGGAGCUAUCGUCCCCUCCUCCACUGCUCCCGCGCAACACGUCUUCUUAACAUUCUCGGACAUCUCAUUCUUCGUGAUCCCGCGCCAGGAGCUCUGCGGCAACCUUCUCCAGGUCUGCACCAAUGGAUACCGUAUUCUGGGAUACCCGACCUGCAUGAAAUCCCCUCGCUACGACCGCAAUGAAUUCAUCUUCAACUUUUGUGUGGUGCUGGCCGAGGAGGAGGAUUUCAGCACUUACAAGAGCGUGGUGCAGAAGCUGGCCGACAUGAUGCAUGCCCUGGAGGAACAGAACGGGUUCUUGUCGCGCGAUUUCUCGAAGAGCGGCGAGGGCAAGGUGUACAGUCUUUGCGAGAUGCUGAUGGAGGAUCUGAAUAAUUACUGCGAGUGCAUGAUACCCAUUGAUGAGCUCAACACAUUGAACAUUAAGCUCUUCCCUAUAUAUCCUUCUCCACCGCAUGUCAAGGCCUGGCAGGUUCCUCUAUUUACGGUACGAUACCAGGCUUUCAUGGACGAGAAUUGGGACCUGGCAUUGCAGCGAGUUGUACCUCAUGUCAACGGCAUCAACAGCGUUCGCAUUAUCUCCAUUUUGGCCGACACAGACUUCUCCCUCACCUGCCGCGUAAUUCGACACUUACUGUACUACGGUUGUCUCUUCCUCUUAGACAUUUUUUCCUUCUCUGCAAUCUAUGCACCAACAGCGCAGUUCAGCUGCACCAUCGCGCAAGACGAGGCAAUGCAACUCGAGUGUGCACGCUACGUAAACACUCGCUUCGCACCACACCCCGCCAUCGGCCCCCGCUCACCACUACCUCCAGUCCCAGUCGCAGGGACCAGCGGUAGCAGCAGUGGCGCCGCCGGGCCAUUAGUAGGCUCCCUCACAGACCCAGCAGCGAGCAUAUCCCGCAGCGAGUCACGCUUCGACGCAGAAGAGAUUUGGCCUCUACUAGGUGAUCCUGAAGACACAACCAACGGCACCAAUCUACCAUACACUCCCGAAACGCCAGAACAUGACAUCCCUCAUGCAGGACGAUUCCCCAGCGUCGUCGAUGGCGUGGGCAUCAUCGAGCUCUACGCAAGCCUUAAACAAGGCCAGAGCGUCAAACAAUGGUACUCGCAGCACAGCCGCGAGCUAGCCAAUAUCGAUAUCCGUCGAUUCAUCACCUUCGGCGUGAUCAAGGGCUUCCUUUACCGCGUGCACAAAUACGCCUGCGCAACUGGCCAGCCUGCCUCCGCGGCUCGCUCUUCAUCUGUUAUCCCAGCUCAUACCUCGACCGGUCCCUCAUCUCGCGGUACUACCGGUACAAAUACGCCCUACACUGCCUCUAGUGUCGACGACGAAGCUCCUAUUUCAUCAGCGCCAAGACGCGAGACGAGUCGUGAGCGUGCGCCUUCGCUUCAGAGCGGGAGUCGGAGUGGAAUUGGAGGGAGUGUACCGUCGGGGCUACUUGAGGAAGAUGAGGAUGAAAUUGAUGAUCGGACGUUAUCGAAGUAUCUUGAUGGGACGCAUUGUUUUGAUCAGAUCUGUACGGAGUUGGAGAUCAGUGAGCGUGAGUUGACGGCUAGAUUGAAGCGAUAUCCAGGGGAGGUGUUGAUCGUCCACCGGUGA